This is a messenger RNA of Microplitis demolitor, 798 nucleotides long. RefSeq lists its product as uncharacterized. Lineage: Eukaryota; Metazoa; Arthropoda; Insecta; Hymenoptera; Braconidae. Bases 346 to 753 code for a protein of 135 amino acids. The record is from RefSeq and is a predicted model, not a curated record. The transcript is spliced from 3 exons.
UUAUAAAAAUGUUUUAAUAAUUUUCUGUCAAAAAUUAACUCGAUUGACUCGAUUAAAAACACUAAAAUUGUCAGAUGUCAGCCACUUUCAGCAUAAUCCAAAGUAGACAUCAGAAGUGAUAAGCUUCAAGAGCUAACAUGGAAACGUACCUUGAGCUUUUUGAUAUUCGAACGUAUGUUCUCUCUCUGAAUUAUUAGCAAAUGAUAAAAUCUCUUUUAAAUUAUAAUUUUUUCAUAGAAAAAUUCCUAACCUGGGAUACAGGAAUUCGAAUAUUAUACCGUAAUCUUAUGCAAUUUUACGCGACAAAAAAUAAUUAAAAUUAAUAACAAGUAAUAAAUAAAUAUUAUGCUGUUAAGUCGAUUGAGCUUAUUGACUUGUCAACUGGCACGAAGGAAUAUAUUACAAAGAGUGAUUGCUCGAAGUAAUACUCAAACAAGUAAGAGAAACAAUAAGAAGGAUGAUGAUGACGAUGACGAGAUGGAUCAACCAAUUCAAUACUCAACAUCACCAGCGGCAAGUUGGCGAGUACGGUACAGUCAACAAGGUGCCAAUAGAGAUCAUUGGCCUUGGUAUCAACCAUAUAUUAUUUCUGCUAGUACUUUUACAUUGUUAAUGUACUUUGUUUAUCUAAGAGAAGCCAAUGAUAUUGAUGAGAUAUUUGAUAAAGAGUUGGGUGAUCACUUUCCUCAUCUUAAUGAAGCAGAUAUCGCUAAAAGACUUCCACCAGAUAUUGUUACCAAAAGAGUUCAAUAAUGUAGUUUAUUUUUUAUUUAAAUAAAUUAAGUCUUAUGUUAUUAA